Molecule: messenger RNA, 3274 nt
Organism: Maylandia zebra (zebra mbuna)
Lineage: Eukaryota; Metazoa; Chordata; Actinopteri; Cichliformes; Cichlidae
Source: RefSeq, a predicted model, not a curated record
GCUAGCCUGUUUUAGGCUAGCCUGUUUUAGGCAAGCCUGUGGACCUAAACGCAAAAAACAUAAAGCCAUGCGUUUGCCUUCACACUUAAAUUGUAGAAUCAUAUUUAGUAAAGUGGUUUUGUGUGUAGAGAAAGGUAGGGUGUCAGCGGUUCUCCUCUAUGCCAGGUUCUUGACUUCCAGCUGCUGUGUUUUCCAGAUGUAUUCAGGUAAGAUGAACCAUGAGAACAUUUUGGCUCAACUGAAGAAGGAAGUUCGCUCCUUGCUCAUUUCAUCCAAGAAUGGUUUAGCUCCGGAAGAGCUCCUACGAGACUACGCCACCAUGUUGGGCCAUUCGAUGCCCCUGAAAGUCCUGGGCUUCAGGAACAUUUUGGAUAUGAGUCAGCAGAUGCCUGAUGUGGUGUCCAUUAACUUCAGGCCAGAUGGGAGCAUAUUCUUAAAAGCUGUUGGUCACGAGACCACUCGACGCAUCGAGGAGCUGGUGACCAAGCAGCGCUCUAAGCCAAACAAAAAGGUCAGCAGGGGAGGUGCCCGCUACUUUCCAACUCAUUCUGUGUCCCACUAUGUGGUCCUCCCAAGAAGAGGCCCCGCUCCUCCAGCCAUCCCUGCACAGCUGAGGACGGAGCUGCGAAUACUGCUCUCACAAGGUCCCAUUAGGUUAUCCGACUUGGAGGCUUCUUUCUGGCGCUUCUUUGGACGACCGCUUUGCAUUCGCAGCUAUGGGUUCUACUCCACUGGAGAGAUGUUGGGGGCAGCGGCAGAUAUGCUUGUCAUUAGCCAGAGCAGGUUUGGCUCACUUGUGUUCCUGAGGGAGCAUAUGAUCCCUAGGCCACUGCUCAAAUUACCCGCCUCAACAAAGAGGGGUGGACUGAUAAAACCAGCAUUGCUGAGGACAUGCAGGCCAGAUUCUGAAAGGCCAGAUGUCAAACUUCAGUCGCCAAAAACACCUCCAGCUGAAGCUCCAGAGAAACCAACAUCUCUGAACCAGACAUCUACCCAGAAUUCCUUGGAUUCUGCCCGUAGUGAGCCGGGAACCGUCGAUAGCAAGCCGGGGGCGGACGAGAAGAACCAGGAAACCAAAGCUCAGCUUUCCCCAGAGAUUCAGCUCUUUGAUAACCAUGUCCUCCAGCUGGAGGAGGGGCUUCGUCAGCAGAUCCUGGAGAACGGAGUUGCUGGCACCAUCAAUCAGGAGCUGAAGGACAAACUACGAGCGGUCAUAGGUCAGACGGACGGCGGAUUAUCAGUUCACAAACUGCCAGCAGAGUACAAGAGGUGUUUUGGCGAGGACUUGCCUCUGCAGCAGAGCGGCUUUGUUAGCGUCACUGAACUCAUCGGUGCCAUGAGUGACACUUUCCACCUAAGACCAGCAGAGGGAGGCAGUGGACAAGACUGGAUAAUCAGGACCAUACGUGAUACUGAGAAUACACGUCCAGACUCAAAAGAGAGCGAGAGUUUUAAUGAUGAUCAGACGUUUCCAAUUGUCCCACCAUCAGAUGAUGAGAACAACGAGCUGGUUACCAGUAACACACACAAGGAAAUGAUUUCUGCAAUUCCGGUGCAUCUCAGCCCUGCUGUACCCCUCGACGCCCUCCAAAGUAAGCCUCUCAAACCACCGACGCGCCACUGUGCUCGAGAGCUGGUGGAAGUCUUGGUGGAGCGGGUGGAGUCACCCGGAUAUUUCUACAUUCGCUUCAGCGAGACUGAGGAGGCCCGAGCUAUGGAGAACAUGAUCUUUGCGAUGAGACGAUGCUACACCUGUCCUCAGAUGUCGGAGUGCUAUCGCCUUCCCCAGAGAUUUGUUCGACGGGGUCAGGUCUGCUGCGUGUCACCUGACGGACUGUGGUUCUACCGGGUGGUGAUCCAUAAGGUGAUCUCCCCCACUCAAGUGGAGGUGUACUAUGUGGACUUUGGUGAUUUGACAGUGGUACCAACCGCCAACCUCAAGUUCCUCAAGUCGGCUUAUUCGGUUCUUCCAGCACAAGCUGUCCCAUCUUCACUUGCUGGAAUUAAACCCACCUCUGGCAGCUGGACUCCUGGGGCAACAGCCGACUUCCAGAAACUGUGCUGUGAUCGCACCCUGGUGGGCGCUCUGGAUUGUUACAGUGGAGACGUGCUGCAGCUCUACCUGUGUGACACACAUACUGAUGAUGACAUCUACAUCCACACUGUCCUGCUGAGCCAAGGCCAUGGGACACCCUGCAGCCCUGCAGCAGAUAGCUGUCAGGUCACACCAGUGAGUCUCUACCUGGGAGAGGGGGUGGCUGACCUGCCAGAGGUGAGGGAGGAAAUGAUUUCAUCCCCAGAGCCAGGAGACACUUCUGAAGAGUCUAUAAUGGACAAACUGAAGGUUGAAGAUGAAAUGCCUGCCCUGGAGUAUAUCUGGGAUAGCGAGGUUGUCCCUCACAUCCAGGCUAAGGAGAAAAACCCGUUCAACGCUCUGCUGAAAGACCAAACCGUCACCUGCCCCCUGACACCUCCAGAUCUCAUUCAGACAAAGAUGACCACAGCUGACCUCACGACACAGAGUCCGACUGCCCCACCAGCUCCACCCGUCAUUAAUCCCACUUCCAUGAGACCAGAGGAGGUGCUGCACCAGCCUAAGGAUUCUGCCCCCUCCAUGACCAGACCUCCUCUAAUCCUCAGCACCCUGAGCCUCCACACUGCUGCCCUGGGUCAAAUUCAGGAUGGUACUCUGGAUGGACCCCUUUCUCACCGGUACCCUCGGAAAUCUGGCGUCACGUUUCCUCUGUUUGGGUCCAGAUAGGCUGAGAGUGUCACAGCCAGUAAACACAUGUUGCUGUUUUUUUCCUACAUAAUUGAAGCUUUUUAAAUACUGUGAACAAAGACAAAAACAUGUCAUGACUGAUGGAAUUUUAUUUGGAAAAAUAAAUGUUAUUGCCUGGACUGCUUUAAUAUUUUUAGAGAACUCUGUUCAUCUGACCCUUGUUGUUCAGGCGACCCAGCGUUUGUGUUUUUGGUUUAAUAUUCUUUAUUUCUCCUUGUCAACUCCCUGUCUCCUGUUUCCUGUUUUACUUUGAUAGUCUUGCUUCCUCCACAUCUCGUUAUGUGUGAUUGCUCUCAGCUGUGUCCGAUUCCCACAUUAUCCCUCUGUGUAUUUAAGUCCUGCGUUUUCCUCUGUCUAUUGUCGCGUCCUUCCCUGUUUGCUGUGUGUUUUCUAGUCUCCCAGUGUUUAGUUCUUAGUUUCUAUGUUCAAGUUUUAUUUUUGUGAGUUUAUUUUACGGAUUAUUUUUCCCAGCGAAUAAAGCUGCCGCUUUGA